Messenger RNA from Ostrinia furnacalis (Asian corn borer), 1800 nucleotides. RefSeq names its product LIM and SH3 domain protein Lasp (gene lasp). The transcript is spliced from 10 exons. The coding region runs from base 175 to 1428 and encodes 417 amino acids. Lineage: Eukaryota; Metazoa; Arthropoda; Insecta; Lepidoptera; Crambidae. Gene Ontology annotation, molecular function: actin filament binding. Gene Ontology annotation, cellular component: focal adhesion. The record is from RefSeq and is a predicted model, not a curated record.
CCAUUUGUCAUUUUUUUGGCAUGCGCGUAGGGGAGAGCAACGAGAAUCGUGCUCACGAGUGUUUUUCAUGAAAAGUAAACUAAACUUUGUUUGUGAAUUGUGAAAACUUGUGUUACUCUGUGAAGCAGGUGUACAUCUGUUUUUUAGUGUUCUGUGUGUGAAAAAACUUUCAAAAUGAAUAAAACUUGCGCAAGGUGCGAGAAAACAGUUUAUCCCACGGAGGAAUUGAAAUGUUUAGACAAGGUUUGGCACAAAGGCUGUUUCAAAUGUCAGGAGUGCGGGAUGACGCUCAACAUGAGGACCUACAAGGGAUACGGAAAACUACCUUAUUGUGAAGCACACGUGCCAAAAGCGAAGCCCACCACAAUGGCGGAGACGCCGGAGCUGAAGCGGAUAGCGGAGAACACCAAGCUGCAGAGCAACGUCAAGUACCACGCCGACUUCGAGAAGAGCAAGGGGAAGUUCACACAGGUCGCCGACGACCCAGAAACCCUUAGAAUCAAGGCGAACACAAAGAUCAUCAGCAACGUGGCCUACCACGGAGAUCUGGAGAAGAAGGCCCAGAUGGAGAAGCAGAGGACGCUCAACGAGAAUGGAGAACUAGUUGAAGUGCCAAGCGACAACUACCAUCAGCAAAUCGAGAAUUACGCGACGGAAAUGCUGCCUCCUACGGUACCAGUGCCGAAUCUGCCCCCCAAGAACCACUACCAGACGCCCACUACUCAAUACCAGCCCCCAGUCCAAUACCAGACUCAGCCACCACCGCCCCAAUACCAGCAAGCGCCCCAAUACCAGCAAGCGCCCCAAUACCAGCAAAACGCUCAGUAUCAGCAGCAGACUCAACGGCAGAACCAAUAUCCUGACCAGUACAAGAAGUACGAAGAAUACCAGUACGAGUACCAGAAUCAGAAUCAGUACCCUCAACAGUACCAGAAUCAGAAUCAGUACCCUCAGCAGUACCAGAAUCAGAAUCAGUAUCAGUAUGGGGCGGGCGGGCAGCCCAAGAUUGGCAGGAUUCAGGAUUACGAUCCAGUCAGUGAUGGGCCUAGGGCGCCGCCUAAUACCCAAAGGGCGUCUGCCACCCUCAUUUAUAACAGCACUAGUGAUGGAAAAAGAGGCGCUCACCAGCCUCAGCAGCAGUCGAGCCGCCAUAUUGGCCGCGUCACCGACCUGGACCCGCUGGCGAACGAACCAGCGCCGCCGCCGGCUAACCACCAGAACACGCCGCCACAGAGUGUUUACAUCGCGAUGUAUGACUACGAAGCGACCGACAGUGACGAAGUGUCGUUCCGCGAAGGCGACUACAUAUCGAACGUGACGUCGAUCGAUUCGGGCUGGAUGACGGGGCAGGUCCUCCGCACCGGCCGCACCGGCAUGCUGCCCGCUAACUACGUGGAGCGUGUUGCUGCGCCCGCCAGGUACGACUAAAGACUCCUGGAGAAGAGAGGGCUCGAAGGCAUGAGCGCUCGUGUUGAGAAUUAUUUCCUUGAUUGAAGCAUCAACUACAUUCAUGACUAAUUAAAAAAAUAAUAUCAAAAUCAAGUAAGUUUGGUAAGAAGUUGCCAAAAAUUGACUUUAAAAGAGAAACAUUAUAAUCGUAUUUUUAAAGUCACAAAAUACAUAAUAAUAUAAUUUGGGACGAAAUUAUUCAAAAUUAUGUCGAGUAGUGUUUAGGUAUUGCAAAAAAUUAUCCAAAAUUAAUUUAAAUUGAUUACAUAAAUAUCAAGAAUUACAUCGAACGCGAGCGCUCGCCGAAUUAGAACUACUUACUUAUAAUAAAUUAUGUAAUUGUUGCCAGAA